This is a messenger RNA of Phaedon cochleariae (mustard beetle), 5203 nucleotides long. The record is from the annotation of a GenBank genome assembly. NCBI's taxonomy places the organism in Eukaryota, Metazoa, Arthropoda, Insecta, Coleoptera, Chrysomelidae.
AUGUGGCGGUGGCUGCUGCUGACGACGCUUGUGACGGCGGCGGCGAAAAAGCCGCCGCCUCCCGCGGCCGUAGAUCCGGUCAUCGAGGAGGUCACUGCCAAGCAGCUGGAGCGCAUCCUGGCCGACAAGGACUACGUGGCUGUAUUCUGGUAUGCUCGUAGCUGUACUACUUGCGACCGUGUGCUACAGGAAUUGGAACAAAUCGAUGACGAUACAGACAGUUUUGGUGUGGACUUCGUCAAAAUCAACGACAAACGACUGGCGAAACAAUAUGGCAUCACCAAAUUUCCAGCGCUCACCUACUUUAGGGAAAAACAACCGAUCAUCUACGAAGGGGACCUAAUGGAUGAAGACAAUGUAUUGGAUUUCCUUACUAGCUUGGAAGCAAUGGAUUUGCCUGAUAGAAUUGAAGAAGUCAACUCGAGAAUUUUGGAUAAAAUUGUAGAAGAAACUGAAUUCGUUGCUGUUUUGUUCUAUAAACCUGAGUGCAAGAAGUGUUCCAAAGUUUUACUGGAACUUGAGAAUAUCGACGAUGAAGCUGAUCAACUUGGAAUAGGAUUCGUCAAGAUCAACGAUGAAAGCUUGGCUGAUGAGUACAAUUUGGGAACAUUACCAGCACUUGUAUACUACAGACAUCAGAUCCCAAUCAUCUACGAAGGGGAAUUAACAAAAGAAGAAGAUGUCUUGGAAUGGUUAGUUCAACACAAGAGCACUGGAGACGAAGACGAUAUAAUUGAAGAUGUCACCAUCAAAACUCUCACCACUCUCGUAUCUAGCGUUGACCACCUUGCAGUCCUUUUCUAUGAUCAUGGAGAUGAAGAUUCCACCCAGGUUCUCGAUGACCUUGAGCAUAUCGAUGAUGAUUGCGACAAAUAUGGCAUUCAGUUCGUGAAAAUAGACGACCCACAUGCAGCCAGAGAUUUUGGCUUAGACACUUUGCCAUCGGUGGUCUAUUUCGAGAAAGGCAUUCCUAACGUUUACGACGGAGAUUUGGAAGAAGAAGACGACAUCCUCGAGUGGUUGGUACAGCAACUAGAAAAAGACGAGAUCGAAGAUGUCACAGAUGAGAUGUUGGAUAAGCUGAUUGCCGAAGGAAAGAAUCUUGCAGUGUUAUUCUACGAUGACGAUGAUAGAAAAUCUCAAAAAGUCCUCAACGAACUGGAAAAUAUUGACGACGAAUGCGAUAAGCUUGGAAUCGUAUUCGUAAAAAUCGAUAACGACGAAGAAGCGAAAGAAUACGGAAUCGAUAAAAUACCAUCCCUCGUUUACUUCGAGAAUGGGAUUCCGACCUUGUACGAGGGAAAUCUCGAAGAUGAAGAUAAGGUUCUCAAAUGGUUCGAGCACCAGGUGAAAAGCGAUGAAAUCGAAGAUGUCACCGAUGAAAUGUUGGAUAUCAUACUGGCCAAGAGACAAUUCGUUGCUGUUUUGUUCUAUGAGAAAAAUCAGAAGAAGAGUCAGAAGGUCCUAGCUGAAUUAGAGAACAUUGAUGAUGAGUGUGACCAGAACAACAUCGUAUUUGUGAAGAUAGACAAUCCGGAUGAAGCCAAGGAGUAUGGCAUCGACAUCAUUCCCAGUUUGGUCUUCUUCGAAAAACAAAUUCCACACCUUUACGAAGGUGAUCUGACCAAAGAAGAAGAAUUGCUUGGUUGGUUGCUUCACCAAAAGAGGCACAGUGAGAUUCCAGACAUUACCGAUGAAAUGAUGGAUCUACUCAUCGAGUCACAGAAAUAUUUGGCAGUUCUUUUCUAUGAUAAGGAUGACAAGCAAGACAUACGAGUGCUCAACGAACUCGAGAACAUCGACGAUGAGUUAGAGAAAGAAGGCAUCGUCAUAGUUCGGAUCGACAACGACGCUGAAGCCAAAGAGUUCGGCAUAGACCACCUCCCCACGUUGAUCUACUUCGAGGAAAAAAUCCCCUCAAUCUACGAGGGAGAUCUUAUGAACGAAGACGAGGUACUCAAGUGGCUCAUCGAACAAAAGCAAACGGCAACCAUAGAGGAAGUGACCGAUGAAAUCCUGGAAGAUCUCAUCCAAGAACACGAAUACGUGGUCGUUUAUUUCAGUGGCAACUGCGAGGAGGGGCAAGAAUGUGACGAUAUUCUCGACGAACUCGAGAACAUUGACGACGAGCUAGACGAAAACGGAAUCAUCUUCGUAACAACUGAAGACUUGGUAACCGCGAAGAAGUAUGGUAUAAAAAGCUUCCCCAAGUUGGUUUUCUUCAGGAAUAAAGAACCUUUAGUCUACACUGGAGACAUCGGAGAUGAAGACGAGGUCCUCGCUUGGUUGACUGACGAAAACACUCUCGAGAUCCCUGACAGAAUCGAAGAAGUAAAUUCCAAAAUGCUGGACAAAAUACUCAGCGAGAAUGAACACGUUGUCGUAUAUUUCUAUAAGGAAGGCGAUAAGAGAUCCCAGAAGAUAUUGCAAGAACUCGAAAAUAUCGAUGAUGAAUGUGAAGACAAAGACAUCGACUUCAUCAAAAUAUCUGACGACGGUAUCCAGAAAGAAUACGACCUGCCAUCUUUACCAGCUGUGGUCUUCUACAGGAACAGAUUCAGAGAGAUUUAUACCGGCGAUUUGAUGCACGAAGAGGCCAUUUUGGAUUGGAUACUCAAGUUGAGAGAUUCUGAGCCUGACGUGAUCGAAAGCGUUGAUCGGAAAACUUUACAGGUUCUGAUAAAUGAUGUCGAGCAUCUGGCGGUGCUUUUCUAUAGCGAUGACUGUGAAGAAUGCGACGACAUCUUAGAAGAGCUAGAGACAAUCGACGAUGACGCAGACAAGCAUGGCAUCCAAUUCGUGAAAUCAAUGGACGCCAAAUUGGCUUCAGAAAUUGGCAUCUUCAGUUUUCCUGCUCUGGUAUACUAUGAGACUGGUGUUCCUAUCAUGUAUGACGGAAAUUUAUUGGAUGAGCAUGAGGUAUUGGACUGGAUGACAGAUCAAAAGAAUGACGAAAGCAUCGAAGAAAUAAACAGAGAUAAGCUUUUCAACUACAUCGAAACGAAAGAGUUUUUGGCAGUUGUAUUUUAUAAAGAAGAAGAUCCAGACAGUCCGAGAAUACUACGUCACGUAGAACUCAUAGAUGACGAAGCGGCAGAAUACGGCAUCAAGAUAGUGAAAACGAAGGACAGGCUGAUGGCUAAAAAGUACGGAUUCAGACAGCCACCCGGUAUCACGUACUUCAGAAAAGGCAAACCGAUCAACUACGAUGGCGAUAUUGACGAUGAGGAAGAAAUCCUGGACUGGUUGACGGAACCAGAAAAUAUGGAACUCACCGAUCACAUAGAGAGGGUCAACAGGAAGAUGUUCGAGAAGAUUCGGCUGAGGUCGGACUACGUAGCAUUAUUUUUAUAUAGCAGCGACUGCAAGCAAUGCCCCAGAGUCCUAACAGAAGUUGAACACAUCGACGACGAGGCCGACUCAGCGGGCAUCAACUUCGUCAAGAUCGAAGACAAGCAGAUGGCCAAGGAAUACGGGGUGUUCGCUCUACCGGCCAUCCUCUUCUUCAAAACCGGCUCGAAGGACCCAGUUAUCUACGCUGGGGACCUUUACGACGAGCAACAGAUCCUGCAGUGGCUGCUGACACAGAAAGAUCCUUCGGGAGAUGUCAUCGAGGCUAGAGAGGGGAGCGAGUUGAUAGCGAUGAUCGAUAAUGAAGAUGCUCUGGCUGUGUAUUUUUGGAACAAGACUUUGUGCGAUUUAUGCAACGGUCAGGAUCAGCACCUGCGCGCUGGAAGGAAGGCUCAGAAGAAGGCUACCGAAGAAGAUACCGAAAAUAACGUGGACGAUGACGACGUUUGCGAGCAAUGCGUGAAAAUCCUGGAAGAGCUGGAAAACAUCGACGACGACUGCGAACGGCACGGCAUCAAGUUCGUCAAGACCCAAGACCUGCGCAUAGCAGAGCAAUACGGCGCCACGGACUACCCCGUCCUUAUGUACUUUGAGAACGGAGUGGGGGGCGUGUUCGAGGGAGAGCUUCAGGAGGAGGAGGAGGUACUGCAGUGGCUGAUCCAGCAAAGGACGGAGGACCGUAUCGAGUUCAUCACCAGGGUGAUGUUGGAGAAGAUGGUGGAGGACACGCAGUACCUCGCCGUGUAUUUCUACAAACAGAACUGCCACAUCUGCGAGGAGAUACUGGAGGAGCUGGAACAGAUCGACGACGAGUGUGACGUUUACGGUAUCCAGCUGGUUCGCAUCCAGGACCCCCAGCUGGCCAAGAGGUACAGCAUCAAGACCUUUCCUGCGCUGGUCUACUUCAGGAACGGAAACCCGCUGCUGUUCGAAGGUGACCUGCAGAACGAGCAAUCGGUGCUGGAAUGGCUGAUCGACGAUGACAACAGAGAACUGGAGGACCAGAUCGAGCUGGUCAACGAUAGGAUGCUGACGAGGCUCCUGAACGAGUCGCCUUUCCUGGCGGUUUUCUUCUACGACGAAGACUGUCCAGAAUGCGAGACGAUCCUCGAACACCUCGAGGAAAUUGAUGGCGAAGCCGACCUCUUCGGCAUCGACUUCGUGAAGAUCUGCAGCUCGACGGCUGCAGCAGAACAGGGGCUGCACACGCUGCCAGCUCUCAUGUACUUCAGGAAGAAGAAGCCCAUGGUGUACGACGGGGAUCUCACCCAAUCAGACAGGGUGCUUGACUGGCUCACCUCGCAGGAUGUAUUCGAGAUCAAGAACGAGAUCGAGGAGGUGAACAAGAAGAUGCUGGAGAAGUUGCUGGAGGAGAACGAAUACGUCACGGUGUUUUUCUACGAAGUCAAUUCAGAGGACAGCAAAUCGAUCCUGGAAAAACUGGAAAACAUCGACAGCGAGACCGACAACUUCGACAUAACGUUCGUCAAGAUGGCGGACGCGCGCUACGCAAGAAAAUGGGGCGUCACCAACCUGCCGGCCAUCGUUUACUUCCGCAGACGCUUCCCCAGCAUCUUCAGGGGAGACCUACAUUCCGAGGCGGACGUGCUGGAAUGGCUGCGGAAGAACCGCUUCAGACAGCCCGAGCUCAACCUCUUCAUGUACGCUUUAUUAGCCAUCAUCGUGGGCUUCUUGAUUUACACCGCGUUUCUCCUUCAGUGCUUCAAAGUCACGCCGACCACCACCAUGGUGCCCCAUGCCAAGCAGAGCUAACUUUGUUCUCUUCCAUAGGCGGAAAAUGAUUAUUUACUGUGGUAUCACUGACAUAAACUACUAUAAACUACUAUCGUGA